Molecule: messenger RNA, 543 nt
Organism: Rotaria sp. Silwood1
Lineage: Eukaryota; Metazoa; Rotifera; Eurotatoria; Philodinida; Philodinidae
Source: the annotation of a GenBank genome assembly
ACGUUCUAGAUUUUUAUAUAUUUGUUAAUAGGUUAAAGAAAAACGUUUAAUUGGUAAAAAAAAAUAAUCUCGUCGAAAAGAACUUGUAAAUGAUAAAUCCAGAACAAUUGAAAUUCAUUUAAAUCGAAUUUAUAUUCCUUAUCAAAUCUAGAAAUAACUCAUCAAUUAAAUUGUCGAUAUAAUCAUAUAGAUGAUAGUUUAUCAAAUCGAACAGAAACAUCAUUAUCUCCACCACUAGGUGAUGCACAAGCUGCUAGUCCUGAACAAUCUUAUAUAUUAGAUUUAAUACAUACAACAAAUGCUCAUCUUGAUAAUAUGGACAUUACUCAACAUUUAUCAUCAUUUUAUUGUGAUCAAGAUAAUAGAAAAUAUUUUCAUCGUAUCGUAUUAUCAGCUAUUGUUAUAAAUGCAUUAUCAAUGGAUAUUGAAUAUCAUGAACAACCUCAAUCAUUAACAAAUGCAUUAGAAUAUUGCAAUUUAGUAUUUACAUCAUUAUUUGCUAUUGAAAUGAUUUUAAAAAUAAUUACUGAUGGCUGUCUUUAA